UUCUACAAGUAUGGCAAACCGGAUGUGGGUUUUUCUUCUCUUGGCUCUCCCCUUUGUGAAAGGAGCAUUGGAUAGUAAGGGUAAGCAAUUCAUUGUUACUUUCAUGGACAACAAGAUUCUGCAGAACACCGACAUCAAUCCAGAAAUCUUCAUAACCACCUCAAGCACCAAACCAGUACACGUCAACGUGACGUCACCGGGAUCAAGCAAUCCACGAAUAAACGAACAUUUUGUCGUCUCCCGUGGAAUUGUGCACCGGGUUGUCGUAGAUCAAGAUUUCCGACUGAACCACACCGAACUUAGCACUAAAGGGAUUUUGAUUUCGGCAGAUGAAGAAGUUGUGGCAUACGGGGUAAACCGAGAGGUCUGGUCGGACGAUGCCUACUUAGCACUGCCUACAGAUGUUCUGGGGAAAGAGUACUAUACCAUUUCCUACUCCCCAUCCUAUUAUUAUUGUGAGUUUGCUGUGAUUGGUGUUCAUGACCACACUAAAGUUCAUAUCAAACUGGCUAACCAUCCAAAUGUCAGUGUUAUUUUCCGUAACCAUACCUAUCAAGGCAAUGACUGGAUUAACGUAACACUAAAUCGCUAUAGCACCCUUCAAAUCACAUCUGUUGGAGACCUUACAGGAACGCACAUCAUAUCGAACAAAGCAAUAGGUGUUAUUAGCGGAAACAAGAAAGCUGUUGUGGGUACUGCUGGUCCUUCACGUGACCAUUUGACAGAAAUGUUGCUUCCAGUACAAGCUUGGGGUAAGAACUUUGCCACAGUGCCAAUCCCGGAGAGAGCAGUGGGUGAUAUUUUCAGAUUUGUCGCCAGCCAAGACCACACGCAUAUAACGGUGACAGGAGUCAUAAAUGGUAAAAAUUUUACAGACCAUUUUAACAUAGCUCAUGCUGGGGGAUAUAGACAGAGGAAUUAUAGCUCAGCACUUUACGCCCACGUAGUGUCUAAUAACCCAAUUGCUUUGUAUCAGAUUUCGGCAACACAGGAUAGGGGUCACAAUCACGUGGACGCAGCAGAUCCGUGCCUGAUUACAAUUCCUCCCAUUGAACAAUAUGCAGCAGAUUACACUUUUGCAACACCCCAAUACUCCAAAGGCGAGUAUCAGAACUAUUUCAUGUUUGUAAUUGACUCCAGUCAGACUGCAGGUCUGAUUCUAGAUGGAAAACCGCUGCCACAAAAUCAAACGUAUGUCCACAUACCCGGCACCAAUCUAGCGGCGGGAUUUGUGAAUAUAUCUGUGGGUACCCAUACCGUCACGCAUAACAACCCGAACACGGUUAUUGGUGGUAUAGUGUUCGGAAAAGCCAAACUCGAGUCGUAUGGAUUUCCAAUCGGUCUGCUUACACAACCUGUUAAUUCUGGUUGUCAUGCGAAGGCGAUGUCUCCGGGUGAUGAAGUAGAUAACGAUUGUGACGGAGAGGUAGAUGAGGAGGACUGCGAUGGAAAAGACGAUGAUGCAGAUGGAAGGAUAGACGAGGACUGUAGUGGGACGCCCUUGACGGUUAUCGGAAGGAAGUGA
Molecule: messenger RNA, 1525 nt
Organism: Saccostrea echinata
Lineage: Eukaryota; Metazoa; Mollusca; Bivalvia; Ostreida; Ostreidae
Product: IgGFc-binding protein-like
Exons: 5
Coding region: 11-1525 (504 amino acids)
Source: RefSeq, a predicted model, not a curated record